GUAGGAGCCCAAAAUAACCCAAAGGCAGUCCGGCGUGAGGCUGCCAGCGUCCCGGUGACUAGGCACAAGGUUUUUCUUAGUGAUUCCGGUACAAGAAAGCUGGUCCUGUCGCAGGAUGAGGUGCCCCGGUGAAUGACUUGUUGCUGCUCUGAGUUCCUUUUUCUUUAUUUACUUCUCUGGCCUGGAUGAUGGUGCGCAACGUGGAUGACCUUGAUUUCUGCCUGCCCUCGCACCCGCAGACCAUCCUGGAGGGUCUACGUUCCCUGUGCUCUCAGCCCAAAAUGGUGGAUGUGACGUUGAGCGCCGGGGGCCGGGACUUCCCUUGCCACCGCGGGGUCCUGGCCCUCUGCAGCGCCUACUUCGGCUGCAUGUUCUCAGGGGACUUUGCAGAGAGCAUCGAAGCCCGCGUGGAGCUCCACGAAGUCGAUCCAGAUAUUCUGGGAUCCCUGUUGGACUUUGCCUACACUGGGAAGCUGACCAUCAACCAGAGUAACGUGGAGGGUCUGAUCCGUACCUCCAGUCGGCUGCAGUUCCAGACCGUACGUGCGGUGUGCACGCGUUACCUUCAGCAUCAGAUCGACUCUACCAACUGCUUGGGCAUCUUGGAGUUUGGAGAAAUUCACGGUUGUCCAGAAGUCGUCGCCAAAGCGCGGGCUUUUCUUUUGGAGAACUUUGAGGUGGUCCAACUGGCUGAGGAAUUCCUGCUCCAGGAGAAGGACCGCCUGGUAUCCUGUCUGAGCCACGAGGGCCUGCAGAUCCGUUGCGAGCGCUCCCGUGUGGAAUCCGUUCUCAGGUGGGUAGGGCACCGGCGGGAGGCUCGGCUUGUCCACCUGCCGGAGCUGCUGGGCCUCUGCCGACUGGAGCUGCUCGACCCGGACUACCUAAGGGGGACCCUGAUGCAGGACGUUCUAGUCCAGGCCUCUGAUAGCUGCCGUGAGGCUGUUGAGAAGAUCCAUAUGGAGAAAAUGCACUUAUCUCCAGAACUUGGAGGCCAAGCGGAUACCCAAAGUCCGCAACCCAACCUGCAGGAGGUGCUGUUUGUCAUGGGCGGGCGCUCCCUGGACGACGACUCGGAUGAUGAUUCGGAUGACGAGGAUGGCGAGAGAGCAAGGGAGCGCAGAGCUCAAGCCAGGAAUUGUGCUUUCUACAACACCAAGACAAAACUGUGGCACGAGCUUCCAAAUUUCCCCAACCCCAACAAGUGGGGCUUCUCCAUGGUGUCACUGAAUAAUGACGUCUAUGUCACAGGGGGCUCUAGGGGCUCCAACACCAACACCUGGUCCACCACAGAGACAUGGAAGUACAUCACUAAGGAAGGGCGCUGGGUGACGGUGGCGCCCAUGCUCAGACCUCGGACCAACCACUCGUCGGCCACACUUAAUGGAGAAAUUUACGUCAUUGGGGGUACAACACUGGACCGUGUGGAGGUGGAGCGGUAUGACCCAUACCACAACACCUGGACUUCCACGUGUCCUGCCGUCAAGUACGUGACAAACUUCACAUGUACGGCAUGCCAGGGAAAGCUGUAUGUCAUCGGUUCCUGCGCCGUCAAGUACAACGCCUUGACCAUGCAGUGCUACAACCCCGUCAUAGACAGCUGGAUGACCAUUUGCUCGCCAUUCAUCCCCAAAUAUUUGUCUUCACCUCGCUCCGUGUGCAUGGAGGGAAACAUCUACCUGCUGGCGGACAACACCAAGAAAGUUUACUCCUACGAUCCUGACGCCAAUAUGUGGCAGAAGAUCCAACUGCUCCACAUGUUGCACGAGAACGGCGGCCUAGUGUCGCUGGACGGGAAACUCUUCGUGACGGGCGGCCACUGGAAGGGCAUGGAAGGUGACUAUGGUGUGGAGGUGGAGGUGUACAACAGGGCUUCUGACACCUGGGAAGUAGAGGGCUUCCUGCCCAGACUCUGGUUCUACAGCGGGGUCUCCACUAUUUUCCUCGACCCCGCCAACUGGCCUCGAGUCUUCCCUGCCGACGCCACGUAGAAUUAAGUAACAUGUUGAAACAAAUUAAAUUCGUAAGUCAGGUGCUAGGUAAAUGUUUUUUUUAGAUUGUGGGAAGGGCUCAAGAUCUCACUCGCUUUGUUGUUGUUGUUCUUCAAGACACUAACUAAAAUUGCUACUACUCCAUUAUUCGUGGCCGGGUCAGAAUAAAAUUUGGUAAGCAUAUUCUAAGCAUAUAUACACAUCGAUCCUUGGAGCGGGAUUUUUUUAUUUAUUUUUGUCUUAGGUCUGAUUAAUUAAUUGCAGACUUGUUAUGUAAUUAACUCCAGUUAUCCUAAAGAUGGCAGUACAAUGUUGCAUCUUGUUUGGGUACCAGGUUGUUGUAGUUCAUUUGAACUUGUUACAUGUUAGUAAGCUUUGGUGCUGUUCUGUAAAUGAAAAUGGAGAAUUGGGGCGGAGCAGGAAUUUAUAAAAUGGUAAUCGUACAAUAAUUGAGUUACACCGCGGUCAAAUGUUUUGAAUCAUUUCAUCACUUACUGUAAGUAUCUCAAAACAUUUGACCAGGGGUGUAGCAGUUUUUAGGGUGAAAGUUAUGCAAAUAAGCUUGAUUUUUUUUUUUUUUAAGUCAUAUUUCUGUGACAGUUUUUUUGAAGUUCAUUUUCUAUGUGAUGCUUAUUUUAAGAAAAAAUGUGUUUUAUAGUAAAAAAAAAAAAAAAAUAGGGAAGAUAAACAACUUUUGGGGGAAAACUAAGAGAAUUAAAAGGUAAUAUUUCUACAAGAAAGUUGUAUUUAUAAAAAUUAUGUUUUUAAAGGGUAUUAUUAUGACAUCUUUUUAAGAGUCGAAAUUUGUAUUUCUCAAGGAAAAAAGUGCACAGUGAUUUUCAUACUUUUUCUUGGAAACUUGGGGGAAAAACUUUUAAGUUGUCAAUUAAUAACAAAGAGUAUAUUUUUCUCCCAAUAAGUUAUCAUUUUAAAGUGCUCAUAUUUUAGUGUGCCACUAAGAUGAAGUUAGUUUAACUGUAUUUGUCACAUAUUUUUUCGAAGAAAGUAAAAAAAAUAUAUAUAAUAAAAUUACAAAAAAUUCAUUUUUGGUAAAUGAUUUUUUUCAUACUU
Messenger RNA from Corythoichthys intestinalis (scribbled pipefish), 3059 nucleotides. RefSeq names its product kelch-like family member 30 (gene klhl30). NCBI's taxonomy places the organism in Eukaryota, Metazoa, Chordata, Actinopteri, Syngnathiformes, Syngnathidae. The record is from RefSeq and is a predicted model, not a curated record. The transcript is spliced from 9 exons. Gene Ontology annotation, molecular function: protein binding. The coding region runs from base 186 to 1988 and encodes 600 amino acids.